Molecule: messenger RNA, 1302 nt
Organism: Megachile rotundata (alfalfa leafcutting bee)
Lineage: Eukaryota; Metazoa; Arthropoda; Insecta; Hymenoptera; Megachilidae
Product: eukaryotic initiation factor 4A-III
Molecular function (GO): nucleic acid binding; ATP binding; RNA helicase activity
Source: RefSeq, a predicted model, not a curated record
AACGCGCCUAUUUUCAGAUCAUUUAUAUACACAUAUUAUUAGCGAAAAUGGCGGAAGUAAAGUCACGUCGUGUUGCCCAAACAGAAGAUUUAUCGAACGUUGAGUUCGAAACCAGUGAAGAUGUCGAAGUUAUUCCAACAUUCGAUAAUAUGGGUCUCAGAGAUGAGUUAUUACGUGGGAUUUAUGCUUAUGGUUUUGAAAAACCAUCAGCCAUUCAACAACGUUCGAUUAAGCCGAUAAUGAAAGGACGAGACGUAAUUGCACAAGCUCAAUCUGGUACAGGAAAAACGGCAACGUUUUCCAUUGCAAUAUUACAAUCAUUGGAUACACAAGUCAGAGAAACACAAGUAUUAGUUUUAUCUCCAACGAGAGAAUUGGCAACUCAAAUCCAGAAAGUUAUUCUGGCGUUAGGAGAUUUUAUGAACGUUCAAUGCCAUGCAUGUAUUGGAGGCACCAAUCUUGGUGAAGAUAUCAGAAAGUUAGAUUAUGGACAACAUGUUGUGUCAGGCACACCUGGCAGAGUAUUUGACAUGAUAAAAAGACGUGUUCUCAGAACAAGGGCUAUAAAAAUGUUAGUUCUUGAUGAAUCAGAUGAAAUGUUAAAUAAGGGUUUCAAAGAACAAAUUUAUGACGUAUACAGAUAUUUGCCACCUGCAACACAAGUUGUAUUAGUAUCUGCAACAUUACCACACGAAAUUCUUGAAAUGACAAGUAAAUUUAUGACAGAUCCUAUUCGUAUUCUUGUCAAACGUGAUGAAUUGACAUUAGAAGGGAUAAAACAGUUCUUUGUGGCUGUUGAAAGAGAAGAAUGGAAAUUUGACACAUUGUGCGAUUUGUAUGAUACAUUAACAAUAACACAAGCUGUAAUAUUUUGCAACACUAAACGUAAAGUAGAUUGGUUAACAGAAAAAAUGAGGGAGGCCAAUUUCACAGUGUGUUCCAUGCAUGGUGACAUGCCACAAAAAGAAAGAGAUAAUAUAAUGAAAGAAUUCCGUUCUGGCCAAAGUCGCGUUUUGAUUACAACUGAUGUUUGGGCAAGAGGAAUAGAUGUUCAACAAGUGUCUCUUGUAAUCAAUUAUGAUCUGCCUAACAAUCGUGAGUUAUAUAUUCAUAGGAUAGGCCGUUCUGGUCGGUUCGGAAGAAAAGGUGUUUCGAUCAAUUUCGUAAAAACUGACGAUAUUCGGAUUCUUCGAGAUAUCGAACAAUAUUACUCGACGCAAAUUGAUGAGAUGCCCAUGAAUGUAGCUGACUUAAUAUAAUUUUAAGAUCGAUAAUUGUAUUAAAUAAUAAUUUUUCUUUCAA